UGUAGUUUUAAUAAUUAAAUAACUAGUUUCACACUACUUAUGAAUGAAAAUAGAUCUUAGGUAGGUAUACUUGGACAAACAUGCAGUUAGUAGAUAUUUAGGACAUAAAAAAAGAAAUAUAACAAAAUAAAAACGUAAAAUACUCACGACGAAUGUAGCCAUAGCUAUGAUCAAGUUGCACAAACAAAAAAAAAAUUAAUAAAUCAAACAGUAGACAUAUAGGUAUUCCAUACAGGUUAAAAUAUUCCAGUCGGAUCCACUCGGUGUUAAACAAGUCACACAGUUAAACGAAACGAACGGGAAAAAAUUACAAACGUAUCAAAAGUACAAAAUUAACGAGCAAACAACUUUACGUCUAAACACAAUGAAUACUUGAUCGUCAAUCGAAGUACGUUAACAAUAAAAAAAUCUAACGAUUGAACCAGUGGAAAAAACCGUUAAAUAAUAUUCGUAUUUGUUGUUAUCCUUAUUUUGUUGGAACCGAUACCGUACCCCGCCACUGCAACUGCUGGCCCGGCCAAUCGAAAGACGGCCUUUCGAACAGGGAAGGAGUACACCAUACAAACGAUUUAGCAAUCAGCAGACAGCAGUUUAACCAUUUCACGUUCAAAGUGGGCCAAAGUAUUUUAUACAUUACAUAAUUAAUUAUAUAAUAAUAUAAUAUUAUAAUUUAAAAAAAAAAAAAAUUAAUUGUAACAUUGUAAAAAUACUUGGUGUAUUGACACAAUUAUAUUAAUAAAUAAAAAAAAAAGUAUUUUAUCACACGGCAGUCUGUGUGUUUUAGGUAUAUACGUUCUACCUCUAACCAUGAACAUAUAUACUCUAACAUUAGUUAUACGAUAUGAUAUCACUAAAUCGAUAACCAUUAUCAUUUUUUAAUGUUUAAUUGCUUACAUCCGAAUUCUAUGAUGUAGUUUUUACCUGUAUGGUAUUAAGUUUUUUUAAAAUUAAAUGGUAAUUUUAAUCUAUCAGAUUAUAACUAUCAUAACUUUUUUAUUUAUUAUUAUUUCGUGACAUAGAUAGUAGUAUGGUAUCUAGUUAAAUAGGUUUAAAAAUGUUACGGAAUUGUAAUAUUAUAUUCGCCAAACUAUUUAUAUGUAUGUAAAUAAAAAUAUAAAAAAUAGUGUAGUAAAUAUUUGUUUAUAAUAAUAAACUGACAUUAUGUUUAAAAACGAAUUUCGUAUAAAAUCAAGUGUUUCAAUAAAAGGGGCUGAACAGUAAGUACUUAGCGUUUAUUAAAUAAAAAUGGAAUUAUUUGUCAUUGUUGUUGAUUUUGUUAUUAUUUUCAGGAAAAAAUUAAAAGCUACCAUUUGCAAAUAUUUCAACUUAUCAAACGAAACACUAGACACAUUUUUAAAUCAAAAGCAAUUAACUCAGUUGAAAGUAAUAACACAUACAAACGAUAUAGUUAAGAUAAAUUGUGCUCAAAACGUUGCAAUAGUUUUUGAAUUUAAAAACAAAUUUUAUCCAACCUUGUUUAUGGUCUGGUCAUUUCCUCAUAUCUUUCCCAGAUUAAAAUUAGAUAACGAUGGAAAAUCUCAACUCAAAUCUGCAUCAGAACUAACAAUAAAAGAGUUAAGAUCUAAUGAUGCAAAUAAUGAACAUAUAUUAAGUUCAUUGCCUGUUGAUCAAUGUGUAAGUUUAUGCACAAUUUCUUGUCAAAAAAUUAUUGCAAUUGGAUAUUUGACUAUUGAUGGUAAUAGUAUAAAAGAUAGUGAAAAAAGCAGAGAUAAAUGUUUGAAAGUGUUACAUUAUUAUGACGAUGAACUUUUUAAAUCACAUAUCAAAUCAUCUAUUCCGGAUGUUAUUUAUACAAUGGAACGUGAAUUUAAUGAUGCUCCUGAAUUGAAUGAUAAAAAAAUGUAUUCAGAAGAUAUACAAACUGUUGUUAAUAAAAUGGAUGAAUUACUAAUGACAUGUUCAUUAAAAGCAUUAAAAUACUCUAUUAAAAAACAAAUGUUGCCAAUUUUAGCCAGUACAUUUUAUAAAAAAUAUGUUAUGUCGUUUUGCCCAGAAGGAACAGAAUUAGAUAUCAAGAAAACUAGUUACAAAAAGUUAACUUCAUUUUUACAAUUACUGGAUAAAGAACAAAUGAUAAAACUUAAUGUCAGUAGUAAUGGUAUUGUUGAAAUAACUCAAGUGAUUCAAAGCAAUAGCAAACUUCAAGACUUAAAUAGUGAUGACAAUCCUGCAUUAAAAGAAAACCUAGAUCAAUUUUCUCCGCCUGUAAAAGAAAUUUAUGUAGUGACACCAGGAUUAUAUCCUAUAUUUUCAGAAUUUCUUUGUCGGUUGGUAGAUAAUGCGUAAAUAAUUUUAGUAAUUUUAUUUUUAUACAACUUAAUAAUUUUUUUUCCUAGAAAAGGAGAUAAAUUAACAGUACCAUCUAUUCGAAAAUAUGUUACUGAAUAUAUCAAGAAAUAUCAGUUGCAAGACAGUACAAACCCUUCGUAAGUAUUUAAUUCAAUUUUGUAAUAAUUGAAAUUUGAAAUUUAUUUAAUUUUAGAUUUUGAGCAUAGCAAAGAAUCUAUUGGUUUUACUGUUUUUUUAUUUUGUAUGUUGUGUGAGCAACUUUGUCUCUAGAAAUCUUGCUUCAAUCAUAAAAUGACGAGACUUAUUUUGUUGCAUUUUAGAUCUAGUUGGUUAUUAAAGUAGUUUACUUAAAAAGAAACCACCCCAUAUUUACUGGCUUUGUCUAUAGCUUAUAUUUGGGCACCAUGUAAAUAAAAUUAUUUGACCAAAUAGAAAUAUUUGAAAUUUUAAUAUGAAGUUCAUUAUAGGUUGUACUUAGUGAUAAAAAAAAAAUAAAUAAGUUUAUUGUAGUACGUAGUUUAUAAUAUUUUGAAGUAAAUAGUAAAUAGUAAGGCAUUUCAAAACUUGAACAACUAAACUUUGCUCAGAAUCAUAUUUCAUUAGCAAUAGUUUAUCAGAUAUAAAUUACAUAACUAUGUAUUCUAUCUUCCCAACAUCGCUUUUACAACAGUAGCACCCAUCAGCAGUAUCACUAUUAUCAGCUUUGUUUUUUAAAAUUAAUACCGAGAUGAUGGUUAUAUUUUUAACUAUCGUACAAUUUAUUUUAUAUUAUCAAUGUGAUAAUUUUGAAUUUGUAAAAACUACAAUAAUUUUAAUAUUUAUAUUAUGUGAAAAUUACAAAUAAAUAUUUUGUAUUAUUUUAGUGUAGUGAACACAAAUAAUGUCUUAAAGAAAAUAUUAUCUCAGAGAAAAGACAAUACUUUCAUAUCUAUUAAGGAUUUGAUUGAAGAAAUAACAAAACUUAUGUAUCGAACUGAAAUAGCAGUAUUCAAUGUUGAAACAACUGAAACAAAAAAAUCAUUAAAAAAAAAAAUUAAUCAUAUUGAAAUGACUGUCAAUAAUCGGAGUGGAAAUAAAAAAGUCAGUAAUACUUACAAUUAAAGCAAAUUUUGAUUAGGUAAUUUUAAAAUGUAUAACAUUUCAGGUAACACUAGUUAACAAUUUGGAACUUUAUGGUAUUGAUAUUAUCAAAUUUAGUAAAGAAUGUCAACAUGGAGUAGCUGCUAGUACAACAAUUAAUGAUAUUCCAAAUGAGCAGAAUAGACAAGUUCAAAUUCAAGGUUCACAAGUUCCUUUUGUAUACAAAUUAUUGACUGGUGAGUAAUUCAUAAGAAUGUUUAAAGUAAUUAAUUAUUUUAAUCAUAUGUUAUAUAAUUCUAUCACAAUGCUGUAUUACAAACUAUUGAUACUUAUAAAAAAAAAAAAAUUGUAUGUUUUGAUUGUUUAAUACAAUAUUUAGUAUCAGCAGGAAUUUGAUAUGGGGGAGCUGGAGGAAGUGUAAUAAACCAGAACAAACUUUAUUAUUAUUAUUAUAAUUAUAUAUAUAUACAGUGUGUUCAGGAUGAGAAGUACCACUAAAUAUUUCAGUUGGAUUACCUCGUAUUGAAAUAAAAUUUUCUGGGAAUGAUAGGGAGUACCCAAAUACACAUUUUUAGACAAAUUUCAAAUUUUUAACCCUUAUGGUACGCGCAAUACAACUUACUUUUUUUUAAAUCGCAACACCAUUUUUUUGCUAUAGAUUUGGUAGUUUUUUAAACAAUUUUUGUAAAAAAAGUUUUUUUUCUAAUUAUAAAAUUAAGAAGGUUAUAAUAUGUUGAAAUUUAAUAUUUCUGGAUUAUCUGAUAACGAAGAAAUUUUAACUAUGUUCAACUUAUACUAAAAAAUCGAAAUGAUAUCUCUGAUGUUUUGAAAUACCUGUUUAUAGAUAAAUAUAAGACACAAAUAAACAUUUUUUGUUUUUGUAAUUUACUUAAUUUUUUUCAUUUAUUCAUCCGAAACAAACCAAAGGUAUUGAAAAUUAUAAAAAUGUAUUUAUGUCUUUAUGUAUUCACUAUGAAUUUAAAAUUAAGAUUUAUUUAUUUGCAACUAUGGUUUUAUCAAAUAAAUUGUUCAAAGUUUCUAAACAUGAUUCCAAAUGGUUUAAAAAUUCUCUUAAUGUGGCAGUGUUUAUUUGGUCUUCUAUUAAAUUAUUAUAUGCUACUCGUAAUUUGUUUUUUAAAUUUUGGACAUUAUUAGGAGGAUUAAUGUAAACAAUAUUUUUUAAAUGCUCCCGUAAAAAUAACUGAAUAACUUUUUAUUUGUGUCUUAUCUUGUCUAAAAACAGCUAUUUCACAAUAUUGGAGAUAUCAUCAUAUUCUAAUAUAAAAGUUGAACAUAGUUAAAAUUUCAUCAAUUACAGAUUAUUAAUCAAUAUUAAAUUUCAACAUACUAUAACUUUUCCAAUUUCGUAAUAAGAAAAAAACUUUGUUUUCAAAAAUUGUUUUAAAAAAAAUACUCUAUCCAAAUCUGAAGAAAAAAAAAUAGUGUUUCUAUUUAAAAAAAAGUAAGUUGUAUUGCGUGUACCAAAAGGGUUAAACAUUUGAAAUUUAUCUGAAAAUGUGUAUUUGGGUGCUUCCUACCAUUCCCUGAAAAUUUCAUUUCAAUCCUAGGUUAUCCAACUGAAAUAUUUAGUUGUACCUCUUAGUAUAAAUGCACUGUAUGUAAAGAAAACAUGAUAAAUAUAUGUUAUUUUUAAGUAUAAUUAUUUAUUUGAAUAUCAACCAUACAAAAGCACAGAAUAUAUAAAUAUAUAAAAUAUAUACAGAAUAUGUAUGUGCUGAAAGACUAGCAUUGAUAAUAUACAAAAUAUAUUAAAUUAAUUACAAUUUUUCAAACUUUUACUUGCUGGGUUUAUAAUAUAUCAAGUCAAUUGAAGUAUCUAUUUGAUUUAAAAAUGUUAGUUCUAUAAAAAUGUUUAAUUAGUAUUAACACUUAUGUAGGUAAGUGAUUACUGGUUAAUAUACCAAGCAGAAUAUUAUUAUUAUUUAUUUUAUUAUUCUAAGUUAUAACCGAGAAAGAGAAAGUUUCUCAUUUUUUUCCUCUAUAUUUUUUAGUAGGAGUGGUAGAGUUAUUAAAAAUGCUGGGAAUUGCAUUUUGUUUCAAAAUUAUUGAUUCUGUGGCUUCAACAAAAUCACUAUAAUUAAAAUAUGCAAUGCACAGUCUGUAUUUGGUCACUAUAAAAUAUUUUCUUUGAACAGUAUUUCGUCAUUAUUUUUGUUUCAUUUUGUUUAAAUGAAAUCUUUAAAAGAAAAUAAGUAAAAUUGUAAAUAAUAGAUUGUUUAUUAAAUAUUGAACUUUUUACUUAAAUUACUUAAUAUUUUGGUCCCCUCCAUCAACAUUGUUACAGCUGUAUGCACAACACUCAUAACAUGUACUUAUUUACUAUGGAUUAAAUCUAACUAUUAAUAAUUAGUAUUAACUAUAAAUUUCAAAAAAAUGAAAAAAAAACCAAAUAAUCAAAUCAUUAAUAUUGUGAUAGUGUGAUUAUAACUUAUCAAUUGAUAAUAUAGCAUAACAAAUCAUAUACAAUCAUCCCAAUAAAUAUCAGUCCCCUUGAGACAGUUUAUAAUGUAGUCGCUCUAUCCAUAGUAUAUGAUCUAAGCCCAAACCAAAUUUACUACAUUCAUGCCCUGUCUUUUGAAGCAUUGAAAUCUCCCAUAAUAAGUACAUUAGAUUAAAUGUUGGUUAUUAUUUGCUAUUCUUCAAGUUGUUCAUACAUAAUAUCGAUUUCCUCAUCAUUGCAGCAUGUUGUUGGAAAAUACACUUGUAUAAUGUACAUAUCUUAAAAUAUAUCAGUAUAUAUAAUAAAUAAUAAUACAAUUUUAUAUUAAUACUAACUGCCACCUGCCAUAUUGAAAAAAAAAAUGUGAAAAAUGUGUAGUCCAGCUUCUCCAGACUAAAAGUGUAAUCUAGGUAACCCAUAAAUCAAUAAAAAUAAUUUGAUUUUUGUACCAAAAUACAUACAAAUCAAAUUUAAAAGGAUUGGUUUCAAUAGCUAUAAACUUUCUCUGGACAAUGUAGACCAUUUUACAAAAAAUAGCCUAAAAAUCAGUCUAUUUGUUGAGUAUCCAAUUGAAUCUUAUACACAAUUUGUAGUAUUUAAGUAUGUAAUUUUCCUCAUUUCAAUGAAUCAUCAAAUGAUGAGCAUAAAAAUUCAUUGAGCUGACCUUUUUGUUUGUUUCUUGACCUGUAAAUAAAUAAUGAACUUGUUAGGAAUUAAAUUGAAAAAUAAUUAAAACCAUUGUCUUUACCAGUUAAUGGUUAAUUAUCUUGAGCCUAACCUAAACUUAAUGAACUUUAUAUGUUGAAAUAAGAUAGUGAAGAAAUUGUAGUAAUUCACAAUGUUUUAAAAAUCUAUUUUCUAGUUAUAUGUAUUGUCAAAGAAUGGUAUGUACACAUUGGAUCUGUAGGAGUCUUCUGAUCUAAUAUUUUUAUUUACUUUUCUAUUUUGUUUCUAUUUAAUUUAUAAAAAUCAAUAUCUAAAUUUUUAUUUUUAUUCCACUUUUAAAUUUUCUCGAACUCAUUUAAAAAUCCUUUAAAUGAUUUGUUCCUUGGAUCACUGAAAUCUAAAUCAAUAUUUUUAGUUUGUAAUUAAAGACUAAGGGGCUUAAUAAUUGAAAAUACUUUUCCAAAAAUAUGGGUAGUUAUUAGUAUGUAUUACAAAUUCUGACUAUUGAAUAGCAAUUAAGAGUUCUUUAGUUUUCAAUACAAAUAUCUAAAUCUAUCCAUUGGCUAAUUUCUUCAAGUCCUUCUAAAAUCAAAUCAUAAAGCUCAAUAAAUAUUAAAAUCAAAUUGUGUAAUUAAUAAUGUAGGCACAUUGUUUUUAAUAUUUUUAUAUUAUAGGAAUAUGAAAUUUUCUUUGUUGUUUUUCAAGAAUAUAUUAUCUUUUUAGAGUUUUGAAAACAUUGAUUAUUUUAACAUUAUAAUCUAACUUUGGAAGCAUUUAUAUGCUACUGACAUGUCACUAAUUUCCUGACCCUCAAGGGCCAGUUUUCUUGUCACCAUCUAUAGUUAGUGUUUUUGGUAUCAUUUAUUAGUUAUCACCACAAUACAUAUUUUUAGUGAGAUAUUUUGUUUUCAAUAGGCACUUGCAAACUAUAUAUUACAUUCAUCAUCAUAAACUAGAGGUUCAUAGUUAAAAUUCAUGUUUAAAUUAUAAAAAAAAAUGCCCAUCACCACCCACCACUACCACACUCCUGUGUAUUCCAUUGUUAAUAUUGUUAUUUUGUAUAUUAAGAAGAGGUAAUACCCAAAGCUGCAUGCAAAUAAUUAUUUAUCAACGUUUUUACACAAAAAAAACCAUUCUUUUAAUAAUUAUAAUAAAUCAAACAUUUUUUUUGUUUUUUAUUAAAAAGAUAAUUGUCUGUGACUGUUUCCAUUUUCCAAUAACUUAUCUCAAUAAUUUUAUAUUCAUAAACAAAAAACUUGAAAUGGUAACAAACUUUAAAAAUGAAUAUUUUUAAAUUUUUUUGUACCAGCUAAAAAAUGAAACCACUACGGUACUAAAACAAAAAAAGAAAAAGAAAAAUUGUUAAUCUACCAAAUUAUUAAUAAUUCUGUUAUGCCACAACUAUGUUUUUACACUCAAAUUAUGGGUGUAUUGUGUCCUCCUAAUAAACAUAGACAUUUGUAAAAUCAUCUGUGCCAAUCAUAAAUAUGUUUUAAGUAAGGUAUUUUUUUUUUUCAAUAUAAUAUUUUAUAAGAACUUAUUAAUUUAAUACUUUUGUUCAUAAUGAAUGAUUUUUCUUGUUCACUUUACAAUUAAUUUGCAUUAUUAUUUUUUCAGAUCAAUACAAAAUUCCAGUCAAAUUUUUAAGGGGCUAUGAGAACCAUAUAAAGAAAAAAUAAAUAAUUCUUCACAAAUAAUAAAGUUGUUAAUUAUUAUUUUUAAAAGAUAAAUGUAUUAAUAUAAAUAGUUACUGCAUUUGUAUGUGUUUUAAAAUGAUAAGAAUAAAAUGUUAUUAUGCUACAAUGCAUAAUGAAUAAAUGUUCAUUAACUACUGGAAACAACCUAUAAUAGUAACAAUUUAUAAAGAUUUAAAUAAUUAUUAAAUUAAUGUUAUUGUUAAAAAUGUACUAAAAAACAAAUUAUGUAUAUACACAUCAAUACUAUGGUAUAGUUUAAGUUCUGGGUUAACUUAGUAAAUAUUCACCAAUAAAAAAAAUGCACUUUAAAUAAUAAACCAAAUAAAACUGAAUUAUAUUCUAGGUAAUCAAUCUUGAUAAGACUCUUUACCAAGGAAAGUAUCAAUUUUUUUUGGAAUUUUGUGCAAUUCUUUUAAAAAUUUUAUUAUUAGAUUUGUUUAUAGUUUGCCAUUUGAAAAUCAAAAAUAGUUGUUUCACCCACAAAAAUAUAGGUGAUAAAAAAUAAAGGAGAUGUAAUAUUUUAGAGUUGCUUGUUUCUUAAUUUUUCUAAAAACCAAGUUCUAAAAGAAGUUGGUACUUUUCAAUAUAAUUAAUUAAUUAGUCAAUGUUUACAUGGUGAUGUUAAAAUAGUUUUAAAUCCAUGGAUAAUUGUAUUUAUUGUUGGUCAAUAAAAUAAUUCAAACUAGAAGUAAGAAUAUUUAUAUUUGUAGAUUCAAACCUGGUUUAACAUUACCAUGUAAACAUAGUAUAUGAAUGUCUUGUUAAAUAUUGAUCAUCCUAUAUAUGCAUGGGAUAUUAGUAAAUAAUGAAAUAAAAUCUUUUGAUUCAUACUUUUCUCUGUUUUUUGGUAAAAUAUACUUGUAAAUUCAAAGUAGUUGUUGUUCAAAGCACAUAAUCUGGGAUUUAAAUCUAAUAAUGGUCUGGAUUAUUUUUGUAUUUUAGAUUCUGAACAGGAAUGUAUUGGUUUUAUGAUGAUGUUAUACCAUAUAAAUCCGGUUUCUAAUUAUUGUAAUAUUAUUCCUAAUACCAUUCUAAAUAAAUUAAAAUUCUUCAGAAUUUGUCUAUUACAGUAUUCAAUUCUGAGUGAAGUUAUAUUUGGAGUGGGCAAGAUGUGCACUCUUACUUUACAAUUUAUAUCCAUAAAUACAUCAAAUUAUGUAUUAUCGAACUGCGUUCGGAAUUGUCUUUCGUCAAGUAAUGGUUUAUCGUCACUUACAGAUAUAAAUGAAAACCUUAUGUAUCCUACCUUUUCAAUUUCUCACUUUCAACAGUGGCCGCUCUCAUCCCAAGUAUCAUAUCUUUUUAUUUUCUUAGAAGACACUUUUCCAUUAUUAAUUAUAUCAAAUAUAUUCAUAACAUUUUUCUAGAUUUUCAACAGUUUAAAAUUUAGAUUUUGCUUUGUGGG
Cinara cedri is the source of this 9619-nucleotide messenger RNA. Lineage: Eukaryota; Metazoa; Arthropoda; Insecta; Hemiptera; Aphididae. The record is from the annotation of a GenBank genome assembly.